Selaginella moellendorffii is the source of this 1843-nucleotide messenger RNA. Its product is annotated as synaptotagmin-5. Lineage: Eukaryota; Viridiplantae; Streptophyta; Lycopodiopsida; Selaginellales; Selaginellaceae. The record is from RefSeq and is a predicted model, not a curated record. The coding region runs from base 306 to 1778 and encodes 490 amino acids. Gene Ontology annotation, cellular component: endoplasmic reticulum. The transcript has 12 exons. Gene Ontology annotation, molecular function: lipid binding.
GUGGAUUGAGGAAGGCUAGCUUAGUAUUUUCCUCCUCGUCGCGAGAGAGAGAGAGAGAGAGAGAGAGAGAGAGCGCGCGAGCUCCAGGGAUAUGGCGCUCACAUUGGCGCCUGGCGGGAGGGCGCGGCCAUCGAAUUUAGAUCCGCUGCUCAGGUAGGAGCGAAGAAUCCGCUGGGGUUUUUCUAGCUUUUAGUGCUGCCGAUCGAUAUUUCCGGGCUUCCGGGAGAAAUGCGGGCGCUGUGAAGCUGGGAGCGUGAUUCGUGCCCAGUAAGGCGGGAUUUCGCGGCCGGUGGCAAGGCGGAUCGAUGGGAUUGCUCACGGGGUUGCUUUUCGGGGUAAUAGUCGGGAUAGGAUUGGUAGCAGGAUGGUGCUUUGCAAUGCGCUGCCGGAGCAAGCAACGUAUCGCCAAGGCUGCGAAUAUCAAGCUACUAGGGAAAAUGUCUCAAGACGAAGUGAAGAAACUUCUAUACGAUGCCUUCCCCCCGUGGGUGAUCUUUCCAGAGUUUGAGCGCGUGAAAUGGAUGAACAAGCAACUCGAGAAAGUCUGGCCUUACGUUGCAGGAGCCGCACAAGAGAUCAUCCGGGAGUCCGUGGAGCCGGUUCUGGAGCAAUACCGGCCGAUUGGCAUUUCUUCUUUGAAAUUUGACAAGCUCUCCCUCGGACGCCUGCCACCGCAAAUCGAAGGCAUAAGGAUCCAGACGCUAAAACCGGGUCAAAUCACGAUGGACAUGGACUUUCGUUGGAAUGGCGAUGCAAGUAUCAUUCUGGGGAUUCAGACACUCGUCGGAGCCAGCUUACCUGUACAGUUAAAAAACCUCAAAUUUUUUGCGACUAUUAGAGUGAUUUUCCAGCUUUCGGAAAAUAUACCUUGUAUUUCAGCCGUCGUUGUGGCACUGCUAGCCAAGCCGAAACCAGAAGUUAAGUACACUCUGAAGGUGAUUGGUGGAAGCUUGACAGGAGUUCCUGGCCUCGCAGACAUGAUAAAGGAUUUGGUCGAGGAUGCUAUUACGGAUCAGUUAGAGUGGCCUCACAGGAGAGUGAUACCCAUUGGAGGACUUCCUGUUGACAUAAGCGACCUCGAGCUGAAACUUCAAGGCCGGCUUACAGUUGGAGUGAUAAAGGCCAAUUCCUUGAAAAACAUGGAAAUGUUUGGAAGGUCUGAUCCGUAUGUGGUUGCGUACGUGCGGCCCCUCUUCAAGUUCAAAACCAAGGUUGUCAAUAAUAACCUGAAUCCCGAGUGGAAUGAAGAGUUCAACUUCGAUAUCGAAGACCAUGAGACCCAGCUCCUCACCUUACAGGUUUAUGACGAAGACGUUGGUCAAAAGGAUGCUCUGCUGGGAAUAGUUUCCUAUCGCGUAGCCAAACUUUUGCCAGAGGAAACGAAGGAGGAAGUCCUUGAUCUACUUCCAUCACUGGACAAGAUGAACGUACGCGACAAGAAAGACCGAGGCACCAUCACUGUCCGGCUGAAAUACCACGUCUACACGCCGGAGGAACAGAAAGCGGCGAUGGAGAUGGAGAAGAAGUUCCUGGAAGAGAAGCAAAAGGCAAAAGAGGCUGGAAUGAUUGGGAGCACGAUGGAUGCUGUGGGAGGUGGACUGACAAAGGCCGGGAAGUUUGUUGGGAAAACGGUGUCGACCCCGUUUGGAGGAGGCGGCUCGAGGAAGGCUAAAAGUCCUGCUCACGAGAAUGGAAUCGUGAGAGCUGGAGGCCCCAUUUCCGUGUCCAAAUGGUUCAAUCACUGGAAGAAAGGAGGCAAAGUGCAAUCUACCAUGUAACUAUACAUAUUUUGUGUGAAUAUUUUUGUGAUAGACAAAACAAAACCAAAGCUUGUAGCUUGAAA